GCGGCGAACACCUCGGAGAGGAAGCUGCUGCUGUGAGCCCCCGCGACCAGUUGAUUAUAACGUAUAUACACAAGGCAUCACCGCAACCAUGCACGGGCCGCCCACCGGGGACAGCGCGUGCCCGUUACGAAUAAUCAAACGGGUCCAGUUCGGUGUUCUGGGCCCAGAUGAGCUGAAAAGGAUGUCCGUCACCGAGGGCGGCAUUAAGUAUCCGGAGACGAUGGAGGGCGGACGCCCCAAACUCGGCGGGCUGAUGGAUCCUCGGCAGGGGGUCGUGGAAAGGACGGGACGCUGUCAGACAUGUGCCGGUAACAUGACUGAGUGUCCCGGGCACUUCGGGCACAUCGAGCUGGCCAAGCCCGUCUUCCACGUGGGCUUCUUGGUGAAGACCAUGAAGGUUUUACGGUGCGUCUGCUUCUUCUGCUCCAAGCUCCUCGUGGAUGCGAACAACCCGAAGAUCAAGGAUAUCCUGACAAAGUCUAAGGGGCAGCCGAAGAAGCGUCUGACCCACGUGUAUGAGCUGUGCAAGGGCAAGAACAUCUGCGAAGGCGGGGAAGAGAUGGACAACAAGUUCGGCGUGGAGCAGAACGAGGGGGAUGAAGACAUCCAGAAGGAGAAGGGACACGGUGGCUGCGGCCGCUACCAGCCGCGCAUCAGACGCUCCGGCCUGGAGCUGUACGCCGAGUGGAAGCACGUCAACGAGGACUCGCAGGAGAAGAAGAUCCUGCUCAGCCCCGAGCGGGUGCACGAGAUCUUAAAGCGGAUCACGGACGAGGAGUGCUUCAUCCUGGGCAUGGAGCCUCGCUACGCCCGUCCGGAGUGGCUCAUCGUGACCGUCCUGCCGGUCCCCCCUCUGUGCGUGCGCCCGGCGGUCGUUAUGCAAGGAUCGGCCAGGAACCAGGACGACUUGACGCAUAAACUGUCCGACAUCGUGAAGAUUAACAACCAGCUGAGACGCAACGAGCAGAACGGAGCGGCGGCUCACGUGAUCGCGGAGGACGUCAAGCUUCUGCAGUUCCACGUGGCCACCAUGGUGGACAACGAGCUUCCCGGACUCCCGCGGGCCAUGCAGAAGUCUGGGCGACCCUUGAAGUCUUUGAAGCAAAGAUUGAAGGGGAAGGAAGGCCGAGUGCGAGGAAACCUUAUGGGGAAGAGAGUGGACUUCUCCGCCCGGACGGUCAUCACCCCGGACCCCAACCUCUCCAUCGACCAGGUCGGGGUCCCGCGAUCCAUCGCUGCCAACAUGACCUUCCCAGAGAUCGUCACCCCCUUCAACAUCGACAGGCUGCAGGAGUUGGUGCGCAGAGGGAACAGUCAGUACCCGGGGGCCAAGUACAUCAUCCGAGAUAACGGCGACCGCAUCGACCUCCGCUUUCACCCCAAACCCAGCGACCUCCACCUGCAGAUAGGGUAUAAGGUGGAAAGGCACUUGUGUGACGGGGACAUCGUCAUCUUCAACCGACAGCCCACGUUGCACAAAAUGUCUAUGAUGGGUCACAGGGUGCGGAUUCUGCCGUGGUCCACCUUCCGACUUAACCUCAGCGUCACCACUCCGUACAACGCCGACUUUGACGGCGACGAGAUGAAUCUUCACCUUCCUCAGUCGCUGGAGACCAGGGCCGAGAUCCAAGAGCUGGCUAUGGUGCCGCGCAUGAUCGUGACACCUCAGUCGAACCGGCCCGUCAUGGGUAUUGUGCAAGACACCCUGACCGCGGUGCGCAAGUUCACCAAGCGCGACGUCUUCAUGGAAAGGGGUGAAGUUAUGAACCUGCUCAUGUUCCUGUCCACGUGGGAUGGGAAGGUCCCUCAGCCGGCCAUUCUCAAGCCGCGGCCCCUCUGGACCGGAAAGCAGAUCUUCUCUCUAAUUAUUCCGGGUCAUAUUAAUGCCGUCCGAACCCACAGUACGCAUCCCGACGACGAAGACAGCGGGCCGUACAAACACAUCUCACCCGGAGACACAAAGGUGAUCGUGGAGAACGGGGAGCUGAUCAUGGGGAUUCUGUGCAAGAAGUCGCUGGGAACGUCGGCCGGCUCGCUGGUCCACAUAUCGUACUUGGAGAUGGGGCACGACACCACUCGUCUGUUCUACUCCAACAUUCAGACCGUCAUCAACACCUGGCUGCUCAUCGAGGGUCACACCAUCGGUAUUGGAGACUCCAUCGCUGACGCCAAAACCUAUCAGGACAUCCAGAACACCAUCAAGAAGGCCAAGCAGGAUGUGAUAGAGGUCAUCGAGAAGGCUCACAACAACGAGCUGGAGCCCACUCCCGGAAACACCCUCCGACAGACCUUCGAGAACCAGGUGAACAGGAUCCUGAACGAUGCCAGAGACAAGACUGGCUCCUCCGCCCAGAAAUCCCUGUCCGAGUACAACAACUUCAAAUCCAUGGUGGUGUCUGGAGCCAAAGGCUCAAAGAUCAACAUCUCGCAGGUCAUCGCUGUGGUCGGGCAGCAGAACGUGGAGGGUAAGCGAAUUCCGUUCGGAUUCAAGCACCGAACCCUUCCUCACUUCAUCAAAGACGACUACGGUCCGGAAAGCAGAGGCUUCGUGGAGAACUCGUACCUCGCCGGCCUCACGCCCACAGAGUUCUUCUUCCACGCCAUGGGCGGAAGAGAAGGUCUGAUUGAUACAGCUGUGAAAACCGCCGAAACAGGCUACAUCCAGAGACGUUUGAUCAAGUCUAUGGAGUCUGUCAUGGUGAAGUACGACGCCACCGUCCGAAACUCCAUAAACCAGGUGGUGCAGCUGAGAUACGGCGAAGACGGCCUGGCCGGCGAAGGCGUGGAGUUCCAGAACUUGGCCACCCUGAAGCCCUCCAACAAGGCCUUCGAGAAGAAGUUUAAGUUCGAUUACACCAACGAGCGCGCCAUGCGGCGGACCCUGCAGGAGGAGGUGGUGAAAGAUGUCCUCAGUAAUGCCCACAUCCAGAACGAGCUGGAGAAGGAGUUUGAGAAGAUGAGAGAGGACAGAGAGGUGCUGAGGGUGAUCUUCCCCACCGGCGACAGCAAGGUCGUCCUUCCGUGUAAUCUUCUGAGGAUGAUCUGGAACGCGCAGAAGAUCUUCCACAUUAAUACCCGGAUGCCAACGGAUCUUCACCCUCUUAAAGUGUUGGAUGGUGUCAAAGACCUCAGCAAGAAACUGGUGAUCGUGAACGGGGACGAUCCACUAAGUCGGCAAGCGCAGGAGAACGCCACCCUCCUCUUCAACAUCCAUCUGCGCUCGACGCUGUGCAGCAGGCGCAUGGUGGAGGAGUUCAGGCUCAGCGGGGAGGCCUUCGAUUGGCUUCUCGGGGAGAUUGAGUCCAAAUUCAACCAAGCCGUGGCCCAUCCCGGUGAGAUGGUGGGAGCUCUGGCGGCUCAGUCUCUGGGGGAGCCGGCCACUCAGAUGACUCUGAACACUUUCCACUACGCCGGCGUGUCGGCUAAGAAUGUCACCCUGGGGGUGCCACGUCUGAAGGAGCUGAUCAACAUCUCGAAAAAGCCAAAGACACCUUCGCUGACCGUGUUCCUGCUGGGACAGUCCGCCCGCGAUGCCGAGCGCGCCAAGGACAUCCUGUGCCGCUUGGAGCACACGACCCUGCGCAAGGUGACCGCCAACACCGCCAUCUACUACGACCCCAACCCUCAAAACACCGUGGUGGCCGAAGACCAGGAGUGGGUGAACGUCUACUACGAGAUGCCGGACUUCGACGUGACCCGCAUCUCUCCCUGGCUGCUGCGCGUGGAGCUGGACCGGAAACACAUGACCGACAGAAAACUGACCAUGGAGCAGAUCGCCGAGAAGAUCAACGCAGGUUUUGGCGAUGAUCUGAACUGCAUCUUUAACGACGACAACGCCGAGAAACUGGUUCUCAGAAUCCGCAUAAUGAACAGCGAGGAGAACAAAAUGCAGGACGAGGAAGAGGUUGUGGAUAAGAUGGAUGACGACGUUUUCUUGCGCUGUAUCGAGUCCAAUAUGUUGACGGACAUGACUCUACAGGGUAUUGAACAGAUUAGCAAGGUGUAUAUGCACCUGCCUCAGACCGACAACAAGAAGAAAAUCAUCAUCACGGAAGACGGAGAGUUCAAAGCUCUGCAGGAGUGGAUUCUGGAGACGGACGGCGUCAGUUUAAUGCGCGUGCUCAGCGAGAAAGACGUGGAUCCUGUGCGCACUACUUCCAACGACAUCGUGGAGAUAUUCACGGUCCUGGGCAUCGAAGCGGUGAGGAAAGCUCUGGAGAGAGAGCUGUACCACGUCAUCUCAUUCGACGGUUCCUAUGUGAACUAUCGGCACUUGGCGCUUCUGUGCGACACCAUGACCUGUAGGGGCCAUCUCAUGGCCAUCACCCGUCACGGAGUCAACAGGCAGGACACUGGGCCGCUCAUGAAGUGUUCCUUUGAGGAGACUGUCGACGUUCUCAUGGAAGCGGCGGCUCAUGGAGAGACUGACCCCAUGAAGGGGGUGUCUGAGAACAUUAUGCUGGGUCAGCUGGCCCCGGCCGGCACCGGCUGCUUUGACUUGUUACUGGAUGCGGAGAAGUGUAAAUUUGGGAUGGAGAUUCCUACCAACAUUCCGGGACUGGGAGCCGCCGGACCGACUGGAAUGUUCUUUGGAACGGCCCCUAGCCCGAUGGGCGGAAUGUCCCCUGCUAUGACCCCGUGGAAUCAGGGAGCCACCCCAGCGUAUGGCGCAUGGUCCCCCAGUCUGGGGAGCGGUAUGACCCCUGGGGCAGCUGGUUUCUCUCCCAGUGCCGCGUCAGACGCCAGUGGCUUCAGCCCAGGGUACUCUCCAGCAUGGUCCCCCACGCCCGGUUCUCCUGGAUCCCCCGGACCGGCCAGUCCGUAUAUACCUUCUCCAGGUGGCGCCAUGUCUCCAAGCUACUCCCCAACAUCUCCUGCUUAUGAGCCUAGGAGCCCCGGUGGAUACACCCCGCAAAGCCCAAGCUAUUCCCCCACCUCUCCUUCUUACAGUCCUACUUCCCCCUCUUAUUCUCCUACAAGCCCUAACUAUAGCCCCACUUCUCCCAGCUACUCCCCCACAAGUCCCAGCUACUCCCCUACAUCUCCGAGCUAUUCUCCUACUUCUCCAAGUUAUUCACCCACCUCACCGAGCUACUCCCCGACGUCUCCCAGCUACUCGCCCACCUCGCCCAGCUACUCUCCCACUUCUCCCAGCUACUCCCCAACUUCACCCAGCUACUCGCCCACCUCGCCCAGCUACUCCCCAACUUCACCUAGUUAUUCCCCGACAUCUCCCAGCUACUCGCCAACUUCACCUAGUUACAGCCCUACUUCCCCCAGUUAUUCUCCAACCUCCCCAUCCUACAGCCCUACAUCUCCAUCCUACUCGCCUACGUCACCCAACUACUCGCCUUCAUCCCCCAACUAUACUCCUACGUCCCCCAGUUACUCGCCCACCUCUCCCAGUUACAGUCCAACCUCUCCCAGUUAUUCUCCCACAUCUCCCAACUACAGCCCUACCAGCCCCAGCUACUCUCCCACAUCCCCCAGUUACUCUCCUUCCAGCCCACGCUACACACCCCAGUCUCCCAGUUACACUCCCAGUUCGCCCAGUUACAGCCCAAGCUCCCCCAGCUAUUCCCCGACCAGCCCAAAAUAUACCCCGACCAGCCCCUCUUACAGCCCCAGCUCCCCCGAAUAUACGCCAACAUCGCCAAAGUACUCCCCUACAUCACCAAAAUACUCUCCUACGUCCCCCAAAUACUCUCCGACCUCCCCCACCUACUCUCCCACAACACCCAAGUAUUCCCCUACGUCUCCGACCUAUUCCCCCACCUCUCCUGUCUACACCCCGACCUCCCCGAAAUAUUCUCCGACGUCUCCGACUUACUCUCCGACCUCCCCGAAGUACUCACCGACGUCGCCCACCUACUCUCCUACCAGUCCCAAGGGCUCCACUUACUCUCCCACGUCUCCUGGAUACAGCCCGACGUCGCCCACCUACAGCCUUACGAGCCCGGCCAUCAGCCCCGACGACAGCGACGAGGAGAACUGAGGGCGCGGUCCGUGACGUUGGUGCGGGAGGAUGUUUCCAGGCCUGGAUAACAUCCAUUGGUGUAUAUAGUAUUUACCCCUCCUGGAAACGGGUGCCCCGGGCCCCUUCAGGGCAGCUUGGCGCUCUGUCGUGGGCGCCGUUGUGCUCGGACGGAGAGGCGUCCUGCGUUUUUACUGCUGAAACUUCUUACUGUGCAAAAGACACGAUCGUACUUAUUCCCUGGGAUUCCGAGCCGCGAAUACCCAGAAUUCCCCUCAGACGACCUGCGAUUCCAAAGGCCAGAAUUUUAAGUCUUCGGUUGUGUUUUGGAGCCAAACCUGUAACUCGCUUGAAUAUAAACAUUUUGGGGAGAGUUAUGGCAUUUUACUGUUUCGUUGGUUUUUUUUUUGUUUUUUUUUUGUCCUAAAAAGAUGGUUUCUGGAGAUGUCGUUAAUGACGUUACUAUGUAUUUUUGGUAACCGUCUGUAAAGUGACCCUCUGCUAUUUCUCAAUAAAUAAAUUAAUUUUG
Messenger RNA from Spea bombifrons (plains spadefoot toad), 6503 nucleotides. It is a transcript of the gene POLR2A, whose product is annotated as RNA polymerase II subunit A. Gene Ontology annotation, cellular component: RNA polymerase II, core complex. Lineage: Eukaryota; Metazoa; Chordata; Amphibia; Anura; Pelobatidae. The record is from RefSeq and is a predicted model, not a curated record. Gene Ontology annotation, biological process: transcription by RNA polymerase II. Gene Ontology annotation, molecular function: DNA binding. Bases 89 to 5995 code for a protein of 1968 amino acids. The transcript is spliced from 29 exons.